AUGGCCGACAUGACCCAGGUUCCCAUCAAUGGCAACUACGCUGCCCAGCAUGGUUACCCCGAAUCCUACAACCAUGCAUCUGUCACCAUGAACACUGCUGCCAGCUUCCAGCCUGCGCAGUCCUCCACCCCGACUACAGUCACUCCCACCGACCAGCAGAAGAAUGAGAUCUCCAAGGAUGAGGUGGGCUGGUAUUUCGUCGAGCAGUACUACACCACCAUGAGCCGCAACCCUGACAAGCUUCACCUGUUCUACUCUCGCCGCUCUCAGCUGGUCUUCGGCACUGAGGCCGAGUCGGUUCCCGUCACCGUUGGUACUAAGGCCAUCAACGAGAAGCUUAACUCCUUGAAGUUCCAGGAGUGCAAAGUGCGCGUCCUGAAUGUCGAUUCUCAGGCGUCUUUCGACAACAUCCUGGUCUCAGUCAUUGGUGAGAUCUCUAACAACUCCGAGCCGUCCCGCAAGUUCGUGCAGACUUUCGUUCUCGCCGAGCAGCCCAAUGGCUACUACGUUCUUAACGAUAUCUUCCGAUACAUGGCCGAAGAGCCAGAAGAAGAACCCGAGCAGGCCGCCCCUGCUGCGCCUGCUGCUGAGGCCCCUGAGGCCGUUGCCGAGGUUCCCGCUGAGGAGCCCCAGGUGGCUGAUGAAGUCGCUGUCUCCCAUGUUGAUGAGAAGCUUGAGGAGGUCGAGGCCAACGGUGAGGUUGAGGAGCCCAAGGAGGCCGCUCCCCAGACCAACAGCGUCCCCGUUGAGGAGGAGACCCCCGCUCCGGUUCCUGCCGUCGAGGCUGAAAUUGUGAAGGAGGAGCCCGCCACCCCUGAGCCCUCUCCCGUUCCCGAGAAGGAGGAGGUUCCUGAGAAGGAGACCUCAGCCACUCCCGCUGCCCCUAAGACCUGGGCUAGCAUUGCGACUACCUCUUUUGCUGCUAAGGCUGCUGCUGCCGCCAAGGCUUCGGCCGCCCAGGCUGCUCCUGCUGCUCAGGCUACUCCUGCUGCUCCUAAGGCUGCUGCUCCCGCUGCUCAGGCUGCCCCUACCGCUCAGCCCGCUGCUGCCACCCCCGCUCCCGCGGAGGCUGCCCGUUCCCAGGAGGCCCCUUCCACCGAAGCCGGAUGGCAGACCGCCGGCGACGGCCACAAGAAGUCGCAGCCCCGUGUUGAGGAGACCGUCCUCGCCUAUAUCAAGAACGUCAACGACAAGGUCGAUGCCAGCCUGCUUAAGCAGACUCUGGCUCGUUUCGGCAAGCUGAAGUACUUCGAUGUCAGCCGCCCCAAAAACUGCGCCUUUGUUGAAUUCAACGAGCCCUCCGGUUACACCGCUGCCGUUGCCGCCAACCCCCACCAGAUUGGCAGCGAGCAGAUCCUCGUUGAGGAGCGCCGCCCCCGUGGCAACGCCUACGGCAGCAGCGCCUUCCCCGCCGGCCGUGGUGGUGGUGCAGGUCGUGGUCGCGGUGACCGCGCUGGCAGCCAGGGCCGUGGUGGCUUCCAGCGUGAGGGCCGUGGCAGCUUCACUCCUCGUGGCCGCGGUGGCAAUGUUGCCGCCAAGGGUCGCCCCAGCCAGCCCCAAGCUGCUUAA
This is a messenger RNA of Penicillium samsonianum, 1569 nucleotides long. RefSeq names its product NTF2 and RRM domain protein. The coding region runs from base 1 to 1569 and encodes 522 amino acids. NCBI's taxonomy places the organism in Eukaryota, Fungi, Ascomycota, Eurotiomycetes, Eurotiales, Aspergillaceae. Gene Ontology annotation, biological process: protein deubiquitination; ribophagy. Gene Ontology annotation, molecular function: mRNA binding. The transcript is spliced from 2 exons. Gene Ontology annotation, cellular component: ribonucleoprotein complex; cytosol; Ubp3-Bre5 deubiquitination complex. The record is from RefSeq and is a predicted model, not a curated record.